Molecule: messenger RNA, 623 nt
Organism: Liolophura sinensis
Lineage: Eukaryota; Metazoa; Mollusca; Polyplacophora; Chitonida; Chitonidae
Exons: 4
Coding region: 15-500 (161 amino acids)
Source: RefSeq, a predicted model, not a curated record
GGAUUUGUGGGACAAUGGCGACGUUCCCCUCUCUCCUUCUCGCGGCUGUUUGCCUCGUCUGUUUAGCAGGCGCCCAUGUCUUCACGGAGGAAGAACGGGAGUUGUUGAAACAGGCCAAGUUUGAAGAGUUGCCCAUAGAACUCAGGCGUGCCCUAACCAAGAAUAAAAGAGCCACAGUAUCCCGUUGGUGCUGUGCCAACGAACAGCCAAUCCAUUCCAUUCAGCAUUCGAAGAUUGUACCAAAGACAAUCCAAGUGACAUCACAGGUGCAGGGUGGCACUAAACAUUGUGGAUUUGCCGGUUGGAAAAGAUGCCACACCUACAACGUCAAAUAUCAAAACAAAGUCACUUACAUCAUAUCCUACUAUGAGGUUCCUGACCAUAGUCACUGUGCUAAAGAAGACAUAAGAUGUUGUAAAAACGCCGUGCAAAUAUCUGGACACUGCGUGGAUCUGGCAGAAGCCGCCGAAAUGCUGAAAAAUGGCGAAACAGUCGGAUAACUGCCCUGAAGCACAGUAUAUGUAUUUUCUACUGUAAAUGGUUGGUGUAUGGUUUUAAGAGAAAGGGAGGGGAAUAUAAACGAAAUACAAAACGAGACAAAACGCAAGUUUUGUUUCUUGAAA